AACUAAAGCGUGUGUGUGCGAAGAAGAGAGUAACAUAACAUAAAACUCCAUUAUUUACUGCUAAAAUAAUCUCUGCAAUCGAACUGACCAAACCACUGGUGAGCUUUGGAUCCUUAAAUUUUCUUUCAACAUAUUAGGGUUUACAAAAAUCUCCAAACAAAUCCCCAAAUUCCAAAUGUCGUUAGCCUGCCCUUUUUAGGUUCCCUCCAACACAAACUCGCUCUCUAUAUAUUUGUUGUAAUUGAACGAUCUUAGAGGGUAGUGGUGCUGAUACUUCUGAUGAAUACGCGAGGAAGGUAUCCUCCUGGGAUCGGUAAUGGUCGCGGUGGUGGUGGUGGUGGGAAUGUUUACUCAAACCCUAACUUUCAUACUCGAAACCCUCAUCACCCUCAUCAUCACACGCAACAACACAACGUCCAGAGAAAUGUGCAGAGUCAACAACAACAACAACAACAACAAUGGCUGAGAAGGGACGUCAUCGCUACUGAUUCUACUGUUAAUCAAGUUGACAAAACACUGCAAUACGAGCCGGCUGAUUUGAGCUCCCAAGACUGGAAGGCACGGUUAAAAAUGCCACCACCUGACACUCGUUACAGGACAGAGGAUGUCACUGCAACAAAAGGAAAUGAUUUUGAAGACUACUUCCUGCAACGAGAGCUGCUCAUGGGAAUAUAUGAGAAGGGGUUUGAAAAACCUUCUCCCAUCCAGGAAGAAAGUAUCCCAAUUGCUUUGACUGGAAGUGAUAUUCUUGCCAGAGCUAAAAAUGGCACUGGUAAAACAGCUGCAUUUUGCAUUCCUGCACUGGAAAAGAUUGAUCCAGAUAACAAUGUUAUUCAAGUUGUCAUACUUGUACCCACUAGAGAGUUGGCUCUUCAGACAUCACAAGUUUGUAAGGAACUUGGGAAGCAUUUGAAGAUUCAAGUCAUGGUCACCACGGGGGGAACUAGUUUGAGGGAUGAUAUCAUGCGAUUGUAUCAACCUGUCCAUUUGCUCGUUGGGACUCCUGGAAGAAUACUAGAUCUUUCCAGAAAAGGAAUUUGCAUUUUGAAAGAUUGUAUGAUGCUUGUUAUGGAUGAGGCUGAUAAGCUUUUGUCCCCGGAGUUUCAACCUUCAGUGGAGCAGUUGAUACAUUUUCUUCCUGAGAGUCGGCAAAUUUUGAUGUUUUCAGCUACAUUUCCCGUGACUGUCAAAGAUUUCAAAGACAGAUUUUUGCAGAAACCUUAUGUUAUUAAUCUCAUGGAUGAGCUUACUCUCAAGGGUAUUACACAAUAUUAUGCUUUUGUAGAAGAAAGACAGAAGCUUCACUGCCUGAACACUCUUUUCUCAAAGCUGCAAAUCAACCAAUCAAUUAUUUUCUGCAAUUCUGUGAAUCGGGUGGAAUUGCUUGCCAAAAAAAUUACAGAGCUGGGGUAUUCUUGCUUUUAUAUUCAUGCUAAGAUGCUGCAAGAUCACCGCAACAGGGUAUUUCAUGACUUUCGCAAUGGUGCAUGCAGAAAUCUGGUUUGUACUGAUCUGUUUACAAGGGGAAUAGACAUUCAAGCCGUCAAUGUCGUCGUAAAUUUUGAUUUUCCUAGGAACGCAGAAACAUAUCUGCACAGGGUUGGCCGAUCAGGGAGGUUUGGACACCUUGGUUUGGCUGUGAAUCUAAUCACUUAUGAGGACCGCUUUAAUUUGUACAGGAUAGAGCAAGAGCUUGGAACUGAAAUUAAACAAAUUCCUCCCUUUAUAGAUCAAUCUAUUUACUGUAGGUGAUCUGUGAGUAAUCUUGCUGUUAGACAAUGGUGAGUAAAAAAAAGGGCUGAUGUCGUACUUUAUUUCCUACCCCCGGGAGGAGAGAGGAAGAAAACAAGUGGAACACAAUCCAACGAGGCAACCAUUUCAAGAAUUACGGAGUCUUGAGAGAAAGAUGGAUAUUAUUCAGAGCACUUGGAGACUCGAAUGCUGUUAUUGAAGCUGUGUACUUAAUGAAAUGAUGAUGUCCUUUUUAUUUUCCCUCCCUCCUCUCUUUUUCUCUGGUUUGAUGAUAUUUUUAGGAUUUCGGGAUAAUUGAUGUUUGAAAGAUAUGCUUUUUGGAUUCGUGCUCCGUGCAGUCAACAUAUUAAACUGGGUUUAGUUAUUAGUGCUUUCAGAGAUCUUAUGUUUGGAUUA
Messenger RNA from Cornus florida, 2148 nucleotides. RefSeq names its product DEAD-box ATP-dependent RNA helicase 8-like. The record is from RefSeq and is a predicted model, not a curated record. Gene Ontology annotation, molecular function: ATP binding; RNA helicase activity; mRNA binding. Lineage: Eukaryota; Viridiplantae; Streptophyta; Magnoliopsida; Cornales; Cornaceae. Gene Ontology annotation, cellular component: cytoplasmic stress granule; P-body. Bases 280 to 1752 code for a protein of 490 amino acids. Gene Ontology annotation, biological process: P-body assembly; cytoplasmic stress granule assembly. The transcript has 10 exons.